Pelobates fuscus (common spadefoot toad) is the source of this 1526-nucleotide messenger RNA. Its product is annotated as acidic mammalian chitinase-like. Gene Ontology annotation, biological process: carbohydrate metabolic process; chitin catabolic process. The record is from RefSeq and is a predicted model, not a curated record. The transcript is spliced from 11 exons. Gene Ontology annotation, molecular function: chitin binding; chitinase activity. NCBI's taxonomy places the organism in Eukaryota, Metazoa, Chordata, Amphibia, Anura, Pelobatidae. Gene Ontology annotation, cellular component: extracellular region. Bases 7 to 1443 code for a protein of 478 amino acids.
GGCAAGAUGGCAAGACUUAUUCUUCUCACUGGGUUGGCUCUUCUGCUGAAUGCUCAGCUAGGCUCUGCCUACCAGCUGACAUGCUACUUCACCAACUGGGCCCAAUACAGACCUGGCCUUGGGAAGUUCAAGCCAGAUAACAUUGACCCAUGCCUUUGUACUCACCUAAUCUAUGCUUUUGCCGGAAUGUCCAACAACCAGAUCACCACAAUUGAAUGGAAUGACGUCACCCUUUACAGCUCUUUCCAAAACCUGAAGAAUCAGAACGGUAAUUUGAAAACUUUGCUGGCCAUAGGAGGGUGGAACUUUGGAACUGCACCAUUCACUGCCAUGGUUUCCACUGCUCAGAACCGUCAGACAUUCAUCACCUCUGUGAUCAAAUUCCUGCGUGAAUAUGGAUUUGAUGGACUGGACUUUGAUUGGGAAUAUCCUGGCUCCAGAGGAAGCCCUGCUCAGGACAAAGGACUCUUCACAACUCUGGUUCAGGAAAUGAGGGCAGCUUUUGAGACUGAAGCUUCACAAACGAACAAACCAAGACUCAUGGUGACCGCUGCUGUUGCUGCUGGCAUCUCCAACAUUCAAGCUGGUUAUGAAAUCCCUCAGCUUUCUCAGGCUCUGGAUUACAUCCACGUUAUGACCUACGACUUGCAUGGUUCAUGGGAAGGAUACACUGGAGAAAACAGCCCACUGUACACUAACCCUUCUGCCACUGGCUGGAACGCUUACUUGAAUGUUGAUUACGUCAUGAACUACUGGCUGAAAAAUGGUGCACCUGCUUCUAAACUUAUUGUUGGUUUCCCAACCUAUGGACACACUUUCAUCCUGAGUAACCCAUCCAAUACUGGUAUUGGAGCCCCCACUUCAGGUGCUGGCCCAGCUGGUCCUUACACUAGGCAAUCUGGAUUUUGGGCUUACUAUGAGAUCUGCACUUUCCUGAAGAAUGGAGCUACUAAUGAAUGGUCCUCUGCUGAAGAUGUGCCCUAUGCCUACCAAGGAAGUGAGUGGUUGGGAUACGACAAUGAGAAGAGCUUCACACUAAAGGCACAAUGGCUGAUGCAGAACAACUUGGGUGGUGCUAUGGUUUGGGCUAUUGAUCUGGAUGAUUUUACAGGUACAUUCUGUAACCAGGGCAAGUUUCCUCUGAUCAACACACUGAAGAGCACUCUUGGAGUCCAGGCUUCUGGUUGUACUCCCCCAGCUUCUCCAGUUGCUCCAAUUACAGCAGCUCCAGCCACCGCCGCUCCAGCCACCGCCGCACCCGCUGCCCCAACUGCUGCCCCAUCUGGUGGCAGUGGAUUCUGUGCUGGCAAAGCAAGUGGACUGUAUCCCGUUGCAGGAAACAAAAAUGCAUUCUGGCAUUGCUUGAAUGGAGUCACCUACCAGCAACACUGUCAAACUGGUCUUGUCUUUGACACAAGCUGUGAAUGUUGUAACUGGGCAUGAUCUGGACCUUCUGAAAGGCUUCAAAACAUGUGAACCCAUAACACUGUAAUGAUCUAUCUUAAACAGUGCCACAAUAAAAUAAA